This is a messenger RNA of Motacilla alba alba, 1850 nucleotides long. RefSeq names its product GSK-3-binding protein-like. Gene Ontology annotation, cellular component: cytoplasm. The transcript has a single exon. Lineage: Eukaryota; Metazoa; Chordata; Aves; Passeriformes; Motacillidae. Bases 286 to 891 code for a protein of 201 amino acids. The record is from RefSeq and is a predicted model, not a curated record.
CGCCGCGCUGUUGGCCGAGCUCUCCCCGAGCGGGGCGCCGGCCCCGGGAGCGGCCGGCGAGCUGUUGGUCCGGAGGGCCGCCCCCCUCCCCCCCCCCCGGCCGGCGCAGUGGGAGGCGCCCGGGCGCGCGCGUCACCCAUUGUUUACAAACCAACGCCAGCGGGCCGAGCUCCAGCCGCGACCGCAGCGCCGGAGCCGCGUGUGCUCGCGCGCGCGCGGGGCGGCGGGCGGGCGGCGGCCCCGGUCCCGCUGCGGCGGCUGCGGCACGGCGGGGACCCGGCAGAGAUGCCGUGCCGCCCGGGCGAGCGCUUCCUGCUGCUGGAGCGCCCGGUCGCCGUGGGACAGGCGGGCUCUAAGGAGGUGGACGCGCUGGUGGCCAAGCUGGGCGAGGUGCUGCAGCUGAGCGCCCAGCGGGCGCCGCCGCCGCCCCGCGCCCCCAAGCACCUGGGGCCGGGCAGCGCCCGCGACCGCGCCGCCCCCUACUCGCCGCGGUGCUGCAGCGGGGCCGGGGCCGGGCUGCUGGCGCCGCGGGGACCGGCCCCGCCGCAAGCUCACUCGCAACACGUUGAGCCUCCGCGGCCGGACCGGAGCGGGCAGCAGCGGGUGACCAAGCAGCUGUGCGGACGGGGCUGGCUGCGGAGCGCCGCCCGCCGGAGGAAGCAGCCUCCGCCGGGGCCGGGCGACGGGCCGGCGGAGGAGGAGGACCCGCACCGGCUCCUGCAGCAGCUCAUCCUUUCCGGCAACCUCAUCAAAGAAGCCGUCCGGCGGCUGCAGCUGGCGGCGGCGGCGGCGGCAGCAGCGGCAUCCGCGGCCUCCAGCGGCAGCGCCUCGGCGGGGAGCGGCGGCGCGGACGGCGAGGCGGCGGCGGCGGCGGUGCAGCCCCUGCAGUAGCCGGCGGGGACGAGCGGCGGCGGUGACCGGGGCGAAGGAGCGCGGCCGCUGGCGGCGGAGCCCCCGCCGGGCGGGUGCGGGAGCGCGGUGCGGGCUCCGCCAGGCUGUAAGUGUGUCCCGGCGGCGGGGCCCCCGGGCCGGUGCCGGUUGGGGCGGGAGGGUGCCCGAGCACCCCCGCCCCAAGGUCACCCGCGGCGCGGACCCCGCGGAGCCCCGGCCGGCGAGGCCGCGCACGCCGCCCGCCCCGAGCUGUUGUUGUGCCCCCCGCCCUGCUCUGCCUUCCCCGGGAGCUCCUCCUUCUCCUCCCCCCGCCGGGGCAACCCGGCCGGGGCCGCGGACCCCCCCGCCGCCGGUCCCCCGCUGCCGCGGAGCUCCUCCGUCUCCCAGGAGCCAUUUGCAAUAAUCCUCGCUGACCCCGGCGGGAGGUGUUUCCCUUCCCCUCCCGGGCUGGUUUGGUUUUUUGUUGGGGGUUUAUUUGUUGUUAUUUUAACGUUUAUUGUUAUUAUUUCUCGUUGUGACUGUAUGAAGCAGUUUUAAAAAAUGUGAAUAUCAAAGCUGGAAGGCAGCUGGACUUAAUAACAAAUGAGUGAAUGGAGCCUGAGAUGCAUUGUUCACAUAAGGUAGCCGAAACAAGUUUUUUCUACCAAAAAGAAAAACCCUGAAUCCACCCUUCCCCGACAAACUCAAUGGCUCAAGUACAAGAUGCAGCUGUUGAUUUUAAAUAUAUGCACUUCGUACCGGAGCGUUUGAAAUGUGUUCCUGAUUUACAGGACUUACUGUCUUAAUUAACCUGUCUGUAUUGAAUAAACGUGGUCUUGUUUUUAUUUUUGGGUCUGCGUCUCAUUGUUAAGGGGAAAUGAAUUCUGGUUCCUGAGAACAAAACUGUGUAGGCACGUUCCCCCUUGGUCUUCUUUCAGUUGUAAGAUCUCCAUUUUGCAAGCAAAAAAAAAAAAAAAAAA